Molecule: messenger RNA, 412 nt
Organism: Staurois parvus
Lineage: Eukaryota; Metazoa; Chordata; Amphibia; Anura; Ranidae
Source: the annotation of a GenBank genome assembly
CUAAACCCACAUCAGGAAAAUCAGUCUGUAUAUGCAGUAAAGAAUGCGUGUUAUACUCACUGUGGAACCUAAAGGGUUAACCCUCUGCAUUGUGUAAACAUGUGGUUUGAUCCUGACUUCUCUGAUCCUCCCCUUCUUCCAGUGUGUCCCUCUGAUCUCCUGAUAAGACAUAUCAGGUGGAGACACUGCAUAUGCUCAAUUUGGUGUGUAUUGCUACAGAAGGUUUUUUUUUUUUUUUUUUCUCGGGAGAGUGCAUGUGAUCAGCACAGGGCCAAUCAGUACUGUCCAGACAGAGGUCAUAGCUCCUCUAGAGAAAACCCCUCCUAUUUUACGUUGUAGCCCUGACCAUACCAUGAUAAAUAAUAAGAAAAUAUUUAUAGUUCAUUAGGUAUUAAACUAUGGCAUCCUGUUG